Messenger RNA from Culex pipiens pallens (northern house mosquito), 1133 nucleotides. RefSeq lists its product as uncharacterized. Lineage: Eukaryota; Metazoa; Arthropoda; Insecta; Diptera; Culicidae. The record is from RefSeq and is a predicted model, not a curated record. The transcript is spliced from 2 exons. Gene Ontology annotation, molecular function: chitin binding. Bases 276 to 1133 code for a protein of 285 amino acids. Gene Ontology annotation, cellular component: extracellular region.
UCCAAUUGACUUCCAAUCGACCCAAUCAUCAUCAUGUAGAAUAAAUAAACAACCCCAAACUUUUCAUAUAUUUUUUUCGCUGACAAAAAGGUGUGAAUUAUCUCAGUAUAUUGUCAUAGCUGAGCACUGACCAUUGUAGCGCGAAAUGAACUCCUCUCAACGGCACUUUUUCGCAAGAUUUUACCGUUCGCUAAAUAUUGGGAAUUCUAAUAAACUUAUUUAUAUAAAGUCGGUAGCGCGAAGCCACAGAUUCUCACAGUCCAAACUCGACCACCAUGACUACCGGUGACAAGUUGGUGAUCGUGAUUGUUUUUUCGCUGGUUUUGGCAGCAGCUCAAAGGAGCGUCUACCUGAAUGGAGUUCGCGAGGUGAUUGGAGGUUGGAGUAGGCCGUCGACUGCCCUAGCGGAUCCGGGCAUUGAACGGGAGACCUGCGAUGGUACGAACAAGCUGACCGUCUGCAACAACUGUACCCACAUUACGGUUUGCGUGGGCAGUCGAACCCCGCGGCAGUGUCCGGGAACGCAUCCGUACUGUAACUCGUUGGAGGGAGGAGAUGGAUGCUUGGCGGUUCCGGAUACGAAUUUCAAUGAUUGCGCCUUGUCACAGGUUGGACUUCGCUGUACUUCGGUUGGGGUGUUUCCGGACCCGUGGAGGUGCGAUCGGUAUCAUCACUGUAUGACGGACUCUGGGACGUCCGAUGUUUACACCUGUCCGCAGGGGUACGUGUUCAACCUGGAUACGGCGCACUGUGUUCAGAGGGUUAAUGGCAGUUGUUCGACGGUGGUGUGUAGUAGAAAGAGUGUAUUGAUUCCGUACGGGGAUAGCAAGCAGUUCUACGCGUACUGUGACUAUACCGCAGAUCGGAACAAUCCGACGAUCUUGAUGUUCAAGUGUCCCAUAGGAGCGCUGUUCAAUGGAGUCAACUGUGAAUUCCAGUGUCCCAGUGAGGGAAAGUUCCCUAAUAGUAGUAAUCCUACUCUGUACUACGAGUGUUACCGGGUGGGCAAGAACCGCCGACUUGCAAGUCGACUGAUCAAGUGUAGUAACGGAAGUUGGUUCAAUGGUAAGACGUUACGCUGUGAAUCCGGAGUUACAGAAGCUAACACAACUAUUGAGAUUCAAGGAUCAUAG